ACAGGAGAAAUUCACAAAGCAAGCAAAGCAAACAAGUUCUGUGUUAUUUCUCUAUUUGUGUUCCUUUUGAAUAAGUAAUAAAUGGUCACGUUUUAAUACACCAUUUGAGAAAUUAACAUAUUCGAGAAAAAUUACAACUGUGAACCAUGGCUGAUUCGGGAGUGGAUACCAGCAAUGAAAGUAGCGACAACCCAAUUUUCGACCAUUCGCAGUGUGUGCUGGAAUUUAAUCCUCGAGCAAUACCCAUCAAUCUCGCAGGUCAGCCCAUGCCCGUGGAGUUCUUAAGUGAACCCAAUCCACACGAUCACAUCGGUAAAAUCAAGUGUUCUACCAAAGGCAGACACUGCAGGCUUAAAUAUCGUUACGGUGGGACAAUCUGCUCGUCUAGAAAUCAGAAACUUCGUUUCGCCGCCUCCACAAACAACACAGAGCUCGUAGAGAAAUUGUUGCUGUUAGGGGCAGAUCCUAAUUCGUCAGAUGAGUUCAAAAGGAGCCCACUGCACCUGUCGUCGUGCCGCGGCUACGUGGACGUGGUAAGAACUUUGUUAAAACACGGCGCUAACCCGAAUAUCAAGGAUACCUUGGGCAAUACUCCUCUCCAUCUCGCAGUUUGUAUGAAUCAUGUGAAAGUAGUGAUAGAGUUGCUGGAUGCAGGCACUGAUGUGAGCUCACAUGAUAAUAACGGGCGCAACCCUAUCCAGCUUGCACAGAGCAAGCUUAAGCUGAUCCAGAUGCGCCCCAGUGUAGCAGGACACUUUGAGGAGACCAGGCAAUUGAUUGCUGACAUCUGCUUGGUGGUAGAAAUGAUGUUAAAGUUCAUGAGGAUGCAGAAAGCUGAUCCUGGCGAGCUGGAGUCUGUGCGGGAGAGACUGGAGCGUGUCAGCACUCGGGAACAAGUCGACUGCGAAGUCCAGAAUCUACUUGACAGUCUAGACUCUUUGAAGCUGAGAUAAAAUUACUUUACAGAAUAAGAAUGAAGACUGCUUACAAAUUAAUGGUAACUACUGCCUAACAUGAGCUCACAAUUAUACAGUAGAAUAGUGUGACUAAUGAUGUUAAAUAAUGUAUUGACAAGUGUAUGAGGUCCAACUGUAACAAACUUACAUUAACUGUAUUGAAUUUUUUUGAUCUCACACUUAUUUUAGUAUCUCACCAUUGCUAAGUCUGAAUGUUUGGACAUGCAUUUGUAUACAUUGGUCAAAUUUGUCAUGAUUUCAUAUAUGCAAGA
Cydia amplana is the source of this 1228-nucleotide messenger RNA. Its product is annotated as ankyrin repeat domain-containing protein 54. The record is from RefSeq and is a predicted model, not a curated record. The transcript has a single exon. Gene Ontology annotation, cellular component: ciliary inversin compartment. Gene Ontology annotation, biological process: protein localization to ciliary inversin compartment. Bases 147 to 953 code for a protein of 268 amino acids. Lineage: Eukaryota; Metazoa; Arthropoda; Insecta; Lepidoptera; Tortricidae. Gene Ontology annotation, molecular function: protein binding.